Messenger RNA from Xiphias gladius (swordfish), 817 nucleotides. RefSeq names its product regulator of G-protein signaling 5. The coding region runs from base 55 to 540 and encodes 161 amino acids. Lineage: Eukaryota; Metazoa; Chordata; Actinopteri; Istiophoriformes; Xiphiidae. The record is from RefSeq and is a predicted model, not a curated record. The transcript is spliced from 5 exons.
GAUCAAGUACAUUUUUAUUUUCCCUUUGCCGGUUUUCUAAGAUUAAAGACCUCAAUGUGUAAGGGACUCUCCUCCCUGCCCUCCUCAUGCCUGGAGAAGGCAAAAGAGAUGCGGGUGAAGUUAAGCCAUCUGGCCGAGACACACCACAAGCACAAGGUUCAUGAUGGGAAAACUCUUCAGGACCUGGAAACUCUACUAAACAACAAAAUUGGUCUGCAGGCAUUUCAUGGGUUCCUGCGUUCAGAGUUCAGUGAGGAGAACCUCGAGUUCUGGCUGGCCUGUGAGGACUACAGGGUUUCGCCCUCAGACCUGCAGAGGGCCAAGGCCAGCAGCAUCUACAGCCAGUUCAUCAACCCUGAUGCUCCCCAGGAGGUAAACCUGGAUGCUGAAACCCGCGAGGCUCUGUUGAGUGUGAUGGACUCUCCAUGUGCUGACACGUUCAAGAAGGCACAGCAGAGGAUCUACAGCCUUAUGGCCAAAGACUCCUACCCUCGCUUCCUGCGCUCCCAUCACUGCAUGGAGGCCAUUAAGGCUUUCUAAACAUACAGUCCACCGUUUAUUACCACAAACCUGCUUUAGAAAUAAGUGCUGAUGGAUUUGUAUUGCUGGACAUGUUGAUUGUAUUUUAUCAUUUAUUUUAACAGCUAGCUUGUUUUUUGAUUUGUCUUUCGUAUGGUAGUACUGUCCUUGUGCACUGUAUCCAGGAUGCAUGCUGUUACUAUUAUGACACUGAGUUGUCGGCAUAGUUAAAAAGUCUAACAGAGAAACCUCAUAAUUAUGAAAUGUAGAUACAACUACACUGAGCCUCUGGACUACA